UCGACACAUCGUUUAACCCCACCCAUCUGCUGCAUAGGCUAUAGUUCAGCUUACGCUAUUUCUAUGUUUGGAUCGCAGCAUGUACGAGAUCAUCAGUGCGCGCCUGGAAAGUUCAGGGCUCGACAGCCUCUAAAGUUACCACCAGAGUCAAGAGAAGUCUGGUCUUUCUAGAAGGAGCAUGGGAGGUAUAAAGCGCGAAGUAUCAGUCAGGUCGAGGCAGUCGAGAAAAGACAACUCAAGCAACCUGAAGCAAAGCAGAGCAGAAGAGUCCGCUCUCGGAAGCGAUACAACAAACUCACAAGAUCUGUGAUAUUUCAUUAUUAAUAAUCAAGAUGUCUAAAGGUCUGUCCAUUGGCAUUGAUCUGGGAACCACUUACUCCUGUGUGGGAGUGUUCCAGCAUGGCAAGGUGGAAAUCAUUGCUAAUGAUCAAGGAAACAGAACCACUCCUAGCUAUGUUGCCUUCACGGACACAGAAAGACUCAUUGGAGAUGCUGCCAAGAACCAGGUCGCCAUGAACCCCAACAACACAAUAUUUGAUGCCAAACGGCUGAUUGGUAGAAAGUUUAAUGAUCCAGUGGUCCAGUCUGAUAUGAAGCUUUGGCCGUUCAAGGUAAUCAGCGAAGACGGCAAACCAAAAGUUCAAGUUGAGUACAAAGGAGAGACCAAGACAUUCUACCCUGAAGAGAUCUCAUCCAUGGUCCUAGUCAAAAUGAGAGAGAUUGCCGAGGCCUUCCUGGGUCAGAGAGUCAAUAACGCCGUCAUCACGGUCCCAGCGUACUUCAACGAUUCGCAGAGGCAAGCAACCAAAGAUGCAGGGGUGAUCGCCGGUUUGAACGUGCUGCGUAUUAUCAAUGAGCCCACAGCGGCUGCCAUUGCCUAUGGGCUGGACAAGGGCAGGAGAGGAGAGAGGAACGUCCUGAUCUUUGACCUGGGUGGAGGCACCUUUGAUGUCUCAAUCCUGACGAUUGAGGAUGGGAUCUUUGAAGUGAAAGCCACAGCAGGGGACACUCACCUGGGUGGGGAGGACUUCGACAACCGGAUGGUGAAGCACUUUGUUGAAGAGUUUAAGAGGAAGCACAAGAAGGACAUCAGUCAGAAUAAGAGAGCAGUGAGAAGGCUUCGCACGGCCUGCGAAAGAGCUAAAAGGACCCUCUCAUCUAGCACUCAGGCUAGCAUCGAGAUCGAUUCCCUGUUUGACGGCAUCGAUUUUUACACUUCCAUCACAAGGGCUCGUUUUGAAGAGCUUAACUCUGAGCUCUUCAGAGGCACUCUGGAUCCAGUUGAGAAGGCUUUGACAGAUGCCAAAAUGGACAAGUCUCAGAUUCACGAUAUCGUUCUGGUCGGCGGCUCCACGAGGAUCCCCAAGAUCCAGAAGCUUUUGCAGGACUUCUUCAAUGGCAGGGAUCUCAACAAGAGCAUCAACCCAGACGAGGCGGUGGCAUAUGGAGCUGCGGUGCAGGCCGCCAUCCUAAUGGGUGACACCUCGGAAAACGUUCAGGACUUGUUGCUUCUGGACGUGGCUCCUUUGUCCCUGGGUAUCGAGACUGCAGGUGGAGUCAUGACUGCUCUCAUCAAACGCAACACCACCAUCCCCGCCAAGCAGACGCAGAUCUUCUCCACAUAUUCUGAUAACCAGCCAGGCGUCCUGAUCCAGGUGUUUGAAGGCGAGAGGGCCAUGACCAAAGAUAACAAUUUGCUUGGCAAAUUUGAGCUCACUGGGAUCCCCCCGGCACCAAGAGGAGUACCCCAAAUCGAGGUGACCUUUGACAUUGAUGCCAAUGGCAUCCUGAACGUAUCUGCUGUUGACAAGAGCACAGGAAAAGAGAACAAAAUCACCAUAACCAAUGACAAAGGUAGACUGAGCAAAGAGGAAAUAGAGCGAAUGGUGCAGGAUGCGGAAAAGUACAAAGCCGAGGAUGAGGUGCAGAGAGAGAAGAUUGCAGCGAAGAACGCCCUGGAGUCUUACGCCUUCAACAUGAAGAACAGCGUCGAGGAUGAAAACCUGAAAGGAAAGAUUAGUGAAGAAGAGAAGAAGAAGGUCAUUGAUAAGUGUAAGGAGGUUAUCACUUGGUUGGAGAACAAUCAGUUGGCUGAAAAGGAAGAGUAUGAGCACCAUCAGAAGGAACUGGAAAGUGUGUGUAAUCCAAUCAUCAGUCGGCUAUAUCAAGGAGGAGUUCCCCCCGCUGGUGGCUGUGGAUUCCAAGCCCAGCCUGAAUCAAAGGGUCCCACCAUUGAAGAGGUGGAUUAAAGAAGGGAAAAUUUGCCUUACUAUAGUGCAAAAUUAAUUUCAGUGGCCUUACUUUAUGAUACUUCCAGAUUUAUAUGAGCUUAAUUAUUAUUUAUAUCUUGUUUGUCAAAUGUGCUUGAAUUUAAAUGUUGUAAGAAUUGUCCUUCAGCUGUGUCAGCUGAUAAGUGAAUUAAUGGAAUGGAAUAAAUUAAUAUGGUGAUAUAAUGUAUUUAUUAUUUACAGUAAUAAAAAAUAAAUGCAAAUUUUAAACCA
Ctenopharyngodon idella (grass carp) is the source of this 2501-nucleotide messenger RNA. RefSeq names its product heat shock protein family A (Hsp70) member 1B (gene hspa1b). Gene Ontology annotation, cellular component: cytoplasm; vesicle; blood microparticle. Gene Ontology annotation, molecular function: ATP binding; heat shock protein binding; ATP-dependent protein folding chaperone. Bases 333 to 2249 code for a protein of 638 amino acids. Lineage: Eukaryota; Metazoa; Chordata; Actinopteri; Cypriniformes; Xenocyprididae. The record is from RefSeq and is a predicted model, not a curated record. Gene Ontology annotation, biological process: protein refolding; cellular response to unfolded protein. The transcript is spliced from 2 exons.